Messenger RNA from Pogoniulus pusillus (Red-fronted tinkerbird), 4792 nucleotides. RefSeq names its product CAS1 domain containing 1 (gene CASD1). The coding region runs from base 340 to 2736 and encodes 798 amino acids. Gene Ontology annotation, molecular function: N-acetylneuraminate 9-O-acetyltransferase activity. The transcript has 18 exons. Gene Ontology annotation, cellular component: Golgi membrane. Lineage: Eukaryota; Metazoa; Chordata; Aves; Piciformes; Lybiidae. The record is from RefSeq and is a predicted model, not a curated record.
GGCACAGCACCCAGCUCAGCGACUCCUUCACGCCGCACGCUCAGGGGCGGGCCCCGGAGGCAGCCCGGGGCGCUCCGCCGCGUCCCCAGGCGCGCCGCGGGGCGGGGAGCCGAGCGCUGGGGGCCGCCCGCUGGCGGCCGAAGGGAAGCGGCGGCGCUGACAGGAGGGAGGCGGGAGCGGCAGCUCCGCCCUGGCAGCCGGGUGUCGGGCUGCUCUCCGCCGCUCCGGUGGGGACGGCGGCAGCAGCGGCGGGGGCUGCCUGCGCCGUCAGCGGGGACCCAGUGCUGCCCCGCUGCGCCCGCCCGCUCCAUCGCACGUUGUUGUCAUGGAGGAGCCAAGAUGGCGGCGCUGGCCUACACCGGGGGCAAGCGGGAGAUCAACUACUACUUCAGCGUGAGGAGCGCCAAGGUGCUGGCGCUGGGCGCCGUGCUGCUCCUCACCGCCUGCCACGCCGCCUCCCGCCGCUACAGAGGUGGUGAUACAUGUGAAUAUCUUCUGUCCAGUGGGAGAUUCCUUGGGGAAAAAGUAUGGCAACCUCACAGUUGUAUGAUGCAUAAAUAUAAAAACAGUGAAGCAAAAAACUGCCUCCUAGAAAGACAUGUUGCCUUUAUAGGAGAUUCUAGAAUUCGACAGCUGUUCUAUUCUUUUAUAAAGCUCCUAAAUCCUCAAGUCAAAGAAGAAGGAAAUAAGCAUGGAAAUAUCCUGUUUGAAGAUAAAUCUGCUUCAAUUAGAGUGGAUUUCCUGUGGUAUCCAGAAGUUAAUGGCUCUAUGAGGCAACGUAUCAAAUCUUGGACUGAGGAUUCUGUGGCAAAACCUCAUAUAAUUGUAGCAGGAGCUGCCACGUGGUCUAUCAAGAUUCACAAUGGCAGCAACGAAGCCCUCACCCAGUACAAAAUCAAUAUCACUUCAAUUGCACCUCUUCUGGAAAAGCUAGCCAAAAGUAGUGAUGUUUACUGGGUCUUACAAGAUCCUGUUUAUGAAGAUCUGCUGAGUGAAAGCAGGAAGAUGAUCACCAAUGAGAAAAUAGAUGCUUAUAAUGAAGCAGCUGUUCGGAUUCUGAACAGCAGCUCCCGAAAUUCCAAAGCUAAAGUGAAAGUCUUCAGUGUGUCAAAAUUAAUAGCACAAGAAACUAUCAUGAAGUCUGCAGAUGGUCUGCACCUCCCUGAAUCGAGCAGAGAUACAAAUGCGAUGAUCCUCAUGAAUGUCUACUGCAAUAAGAUCAUGAAGCCCAUUGAUGGCUCCUGCUGCCAGCCUCAGGCUCCUCUCACUCUGAUCCAGAAGCUAGCUUUCUGUUUCUUCACUUUGUCCAUCAUUGGCUACUUAAUUAUCAGUUUGAUUCAUCGGAACAAUUACCGGAAGAACAAACCCUGCACUGAUUUGGAAAGCGGAGAGGAGAGGAAACCUGCCGUCAGCGCUCCUAACGGUUCUACCUUAGAGAUGCUCUUGCAUUCCUUCUGCAAACUUGGCCUAAUCAUGACCUACUUUUAUCUGUGUGACAGAGCAAAUCUUUUCAUGAAGGAAAAUAAAUUUUAUACGCAUUCUUCUUUCUUCAUACCCAUCGUCUAUAUCUUGGUUCUGGGGGUAUUUUACACUGAAAACACCAAAGAGACUAAAGUGUUAAAUAGAGAACAGACUGAUGAAUGGAAGGGCUGGAUGCAGCUUGUUAUUUUGAUUUAUCAUAUCUCUGGAGCAAGCACUUUUUUGCCUGUCUACAUGCACAUUCGAGUGCUGGUUGCUGCAUACCUGUUCCAAACAGGUUAUGGGCACUUCUCCUAUUUUUGGAUCAAAGGGGACUUUGGAGUGUACAGAGUGUGUCAGGUUCUGUUUCGUCUCAAUUUCCUGGUUGUGGUUCUGUGCAUCGUGAUGGACCGACCUUACCAGUUCUACUACUUCGUGCCAUUGGUCACUGUCUGGUUUAUGAUCAUUUAUGCCACCUUAGCUAUAUGGCCUCAGGUAGUCCAAAAGAAGGCAAAUGGGAACUGCUUGUGGUACUUUGGGUUACUGCUGAAGCUGCUUUGCUUGCUGACAUGUAUAUAUUUUCUGUCAUACUCUCAGGGCAUGUUUGAGAAGAUCUUCUCUUUCUGGCCACUGUCCAAAUGUUUUGAACUGAAUGGGACUGUCUAUGAGUGGUGGUUCAGGUGGAAGUUGGACCGCUAUGUGGUUUUCCAUGGGAUGCUUUUUGCUUUUAUUUACCUGGCAUUGCAGAAAGGUCAGAUGAUCUCAGAAGGGAAGGGAGAUCCUCUUUUCUCCAGCAGAGUUUCGAAUGUUUUAUUACUUGUUUCAGUUGUGUCCUUUCUGACCUACUCUAUUUGGGCUAGUAGCUGUAAAAACAAGACAGAGUGCAAUGAGCUACAUCCUUCUGUUUCUGUGGUGCAGAUUUUAGCUUUCAUCCUCAUCAGGAACAUUCCUGGCUACAUCCGGUCUGUCUACAGCUCCUUCUUUGCCUGGUUUGGUAAAAUCUCUCUAGAGCUUUUCAUUUGCCAAUACCACAUUUGGCUGGCAGCAGACACAAAGGGGAUCUUGGUGCUCAUUCCUGGAUAUCCAAUGUUCAAUGUUCUGGUCAGCACUUUCAUCUUCGUGUGUGUGGCACAUGAAAUCUCUCAGAUCACAAACGACCUGGCACAGAUCGUGGUUCCUAAGGAUAACUCCACUCUGCUGAAAAGGUUGCUCUGCAUAGCUGGAUUUUUUUCUGGACUGCUCCUCUUCUCAGCAGUGCAAGAUCAGUCAAGGCAUUGACUUGGGAAAGGUUCUUGGCAGCUUCCUUCAGGUUGACAUCGCUUCUGCCUGAACGAAAAUUCUGCGCCGGAGAAGCGAGGAGACAUUGACAUUAGGGGCGUGGAAAGUGUAUAUAGAGCACGUGGACAUCCCUCGUGUGGGAAACAGCCUUCUCAAGUAGCCAGAGAAGGAAGAAUGCACUGUACAGAGCUGCAUGUGGAGAUGAGGCUUUCCUACUGGAUAGAUGUUUCUGUUUACAUGGCAUGAGGCGGCGAAGGGCUCCAGCGAUCCCAUGGGCUGAGCGUGGAGCCAGCUGCACCUGGGCUCAGCCACCCGAGGAACGGCUGUCACUGCAGGAAUCAUGCUCAGCAAGGAACAAGCCACAGCAAACUUGUGACCCUUUCUUAGUGGUCACCUUUAACUGAUGUGAAACACAGAGUUACUGGGCAACCAGGGCAUUCUUCUGAACAAAAUGGUGAUUUCUAGGGGGUCUUGGUUAGAAAUGAGUAUUCUGGGGGGAGAUAGUAAAUGUGAUAUGAAACCCUUUAUACCUGGAAACAAAAACUCAUCACCAGUUCAGUGACUGAAGAUCACAUACAAGUUUACAUACUGUUUUAGGGUUUGGUUUUUUUAGACAUUUGUUUUCAGCAGAUAUGGUGAAUUCUGAGGUGAUUUUUUUUUUUUUUUAUAGAUAUAUAAAUAAUUUUUUUUUCCUCCCCCAAAAAUUCUUUGCUUUCCCUAAAUCUUCCACUAAUUUGUGUAACUGUGCAAUUCUCUGCACACAGAACAAACAGAUGGAUGCUUUCCAAAGGCUCAGUUUGAGAUGGAAAGCUUCUAGAAGCCCUCCAGCCUUUUCCAGUCAGAUGAAAUAUCAUCAUCCCCAACUCCAUCAGAUCGUAAGGAAUGGGGAGAACAAGGGAAGGGUGAUCUUCAGACCCCUAUCUGAGUUUGCAGGUGACCUGGAACUGGUGCCAAUCUCUCUCCUGUAAUCAUAUUUUCAUUUAAAAGGCUGCAAGUCAGUGUGUUGAAAGCAGGAGGGACUGAGUGGUCAGCCUGUUGCACACAGCUGGCUGGGUCUCAGAACUAUAGAAGAAAUGAGAUUGGAGCUGCCUGGGGGAAGCUUUAUUCCCCUGUGUUUUUUUUUCCUUUUUUUGGAGUGUCCAUCUUGUUAACUCUUCCUUUUAGCACAAAAAAGUAAAGAAAUAGCCCUUCAAGGUGACAAGGAGAAGCUCUAACUUAGUGAAGUUAUGGUCAUUUCUUCAGAAAGCUGUUUGUGCUUCUGCUUCAGGUAGGUUUGACCUCAUUUUUUUUGUUUAUUCUUCUCCCAAUUACCUGUUAGCAGCCAAAACUCAUGAGCACAAUGUUGCUUUCCAAGCAUAUGUGCAAUUAUCUGUGAUUAGAAACAAUAGGAAUCUAAAUUUGUAGCCUUUCUACUGUCAUGGCCAUGGUUUUGAUCUUAGCCUAGGUAAAAAAAGGUGGACUCAAACUUGCAGCCACCAGUGAAGGCAAAGAAACAACUGUGAGAAGAAUGGAAUGGCUUCAGUUAGGGGUUGGGUUGGAGGUUUUUUUUGGUGGAGAAGUUUCUUGCCAAGAAUGACCAGGCUUUCAUCACACAAAAAAAGAAAGAAAUCCUUUCCUUCCCCCAGAUUCAGCAGUUUGGUUAAGUCUGCCAGGGGGGUUGGAGCUAUUGGAAAGAUACUCACUCAGCUAUUUGUUCUUUAGGUGCAUUACUUCCAUCCUCUUGAAUGGCUGAAAGGAAAUGGUGUAGGUGAUCACUGUGGUGGAGGACAGGAUGCAAAACCUUCAUCUAUGGCAGUAUUAGGAGCAAUGGGGAACUGUGAGUCUUGAGGGGUCAUUUUGGGUUUGGUUUUGUUCUUCACAACUUUAAGUAUUGUAGGUAGAAUUUUAUUUAUCUGUUGUACAGACUUGGUUAAAAGAUUUAUUUUUCAUGGUUGAAAUACUGCACUUGUUUACUAUUACUGUAUGUGGGAUAAAUAUAUUUUCUUUUCAAGGGUGUGUAAAAAGAUGGAGUAAUUUAAACAUUAAAUAAAUGUGCUGUGGAUGCUUAUUUUUGUAA